Molecule: messenger RNA, 2787 nt
Organism: Zymoseptoria tritici IPO323
Lineage: Eukaryota; Fungi; Ascomycota; Dothideomycetes; Mycosphaerellales; Mycosphaerellaceae
Exons: 2
Coding region: 1-2787 (928 amino acids)
Biological process (GO): clathrin-dependent endocytosis; intracellular protein transport
Cellular component (GO): membrane coat; AP-2 adaptor complex
Molecular function (GO): clathrin-cargo adaptor activity
Source: RefSeq, a predicted model, not a curated record
AUGCGCGGCCUCGUCUCCUUCAUCGCCGAUCUGCGCAACGCCCGCGCCCGAGACCUCGAAGAGAAACGAAUCAACAAGGAACUGGCCAACAUACGGAACAAAUUCAAAGGCGGCUCACUCUCCGGAUACGACAAGAAAAAGUACGUCUGCAAACUACUGUACAUAUACAUCCUGGGGUGGAACGUGGACUUUGGACACUUGGAAGCGGUGGGCUUGAUCAGCGAGAGGAAGUACAGCGAGAAGCAGAUUGGAUAUCUCGCGGUCACGCUGUUCUUGUACGAAGGACAUGAGUUAUUACACCUGGUCGUCAACAGCAUACGGAAAGAUCUGGCGGAUCCGAAUGAGUUGAAUAAUUGUCUGGCGCUGCAUGCGAUUGCGAAUGUGGGAGGGAAGGAGAUGGGCGAGGCGUUGUGUGCAGAUGUACAUCGACUGUUGAUAUCGCCCACCAGCAAGCCAUUUGUCAAGAAGAAGGCGGCACUCACGUUGUUGCGGUUAUAUCGCAAAGUACCGACGAUCGUGCAGCCGGAGUGGGCGGAGCGGAUUAUUGCUAUCAUGGACGAUCCGGACAUGGGCGUUGCGUUGUCGGUUACGAGUCUGGUUAUGGCGCUGGCGCAGGACGAUCCGGACAGUUAUCGGGGAAGUCUGGUCAAAGCCGCGCAGAGGCUGAAGUCGAUUAUUGUCGAUCAGGAUUACAUGGGGGACUAUGUGUACUACAAAGUGCCGUGUCCGUGGUUGCAGGUGAAACUGCUACGAUUGAUGCAGUACUUCCCGCCGUCGGAGGAUUCACAUGUCAGGGAUCUGAUGAGGGGGAGUUUGCAGGCGAUUUUGGACAAUGCGUUGGAGGCGCCGAAGAAUGUGCAGCAGAACAACGCGCAGAAUGCGGUGUUGUUUGAGGCGAUUAAUUUGAUUAUACACCUGGAUACCGAGCGGGAUUUGAUGGUGCAGAUCUCGACGAGGCUGGGGAAGUUCAUUGGGUCGAGGGAGACGAAUGUGAGGUAUUUGGGACUUGAAGCCAUGACGCAUUUGGCGGUGAGCGCGGAGACACUGGAUCCGAUCAAGAAGCAUCAGGAUAUCAUCAUUGGGUCAUUGCGGGAUCGGGAUAUCACGGUUAGACGGCAAGGGUUGGAUUUGCUGUACAGCAUGUGCGACCAGACGAACUCGCAGAAGAUUGUACAUGAGCUGUUGAAGUUCUUGCAGUCGGCGGACUAUGCGAUUCGGGAGGAGAUGGUGUUGAAAAUUGCGAUUUUGACGGAGAAGUACGCCACGGACGUCAAGUGGUAUGUCGACAUUUCCAUGCGGCUGAUCGCUAUGGCGGGCGACCAUGUCAGCGACGAGGUGUGGCAGCGCAUCAUCCAGAUUGUGACGAACAACGACGAGCUGCAGGUGUACGCGGCGCAGAAUAUCUUGCAGUACUGUAAGGCGGAGCAGUGUCAUGAGACGUUGAUCAAGAUUGGGAGUUAUAUUCUGGGCGAGUUUGGACAUCUCAUCGCGGACACGAAGGGGUGCAGUCCGAUCGAGCAGUUCAUUGCGCUGCAGGCGAAGUUUGGUUCCAGUCCGCCGAAUACGAGGGCGAUGAUUCUUUCGGCGUUUGUGAAGUUUGUGAAUCUGUUUCCGGAGAUUCGACCGCAGUUGCUGGAGACUUUUGAGAUGUACACGCAUUCGCUGGACUCGGAGUUACAGCAACGGGCGUGCGAGUACCUUGCAAUUGCGAGUAUGCCGAAUGACGACCUUUUACGGACAAUAUGCGAUGAGAUGCCGGCAUUCCCGGAACGGACGUCAGCACUGCUGUCAAGAUUAGACAAGAAGCAGGGUGCACAUGGCGACAAGCGGACAUGGGCGAUCACAGGCAAAGACUCCAUGCCUGGCGGCAGCCGAGACGCAACUCUCAAACGCAACUUCUCCGGCGGCGCCACUACAAUGCUCGACGCGAAUGGCUUCGCAAACGGCACAAACGGCAAUAACGGCGUCAAGACACCCAUCGACGAACUCGCCGGCCUCGACCUCUCCACUCCCUCUAACGUCAACCUCGCCUCCGCCACCCACCUCAGUCCCGACUGGGAGCCGGGCUACAACCGUCUCCUCCUCAAACCCGAAGGCAUCCUCUACGAAGACGCUCAACUCCAACUCGGCCUGCGAUCCGAAUACCGCUCCGAAGUCGGCUGCAUGAUCCUCUACAUCCACAACAAAUCUUCCAACCCCAUCCACUCCGUCACCACGACACUCGAUAACAACCGCUCCGCCGCGAACCUGAAAUCCGACCUGAAAACUCUCCCCGACACGACCAUCCGCCCCGGCGACCAAACGAGCCAAACCAUCAUCUUCGAAGCCCUGAAACCCUUCGACCACCCUCCCACUUUACGAGUAAGCUACAUGGCCGGCUCCCUCCAAGCCUUGACUCUUCAACUCCCCGUCUUACUACACAAGUACAUGGAAACCGCCACCCUCGCAUCGGAAGACUUUUUCAAGCGAUGGAAGCAAAUCGGCGGCGCACCUCGGGAAGCGCAGAAGAUUUUCCGCGGCCAUGGGGACUUGAGUCGGGAGAAUACGGGACGGGUAUUGGAGGGGUUGCGGUGGAGGGUGUUGGAGCGCGUGGAUCCGAAUGGGAAGAAUUUUGUGGCGGCUAGUGUGCUGAAGACGAGGGAGGGGAGGUGUGGGUGUUUGUUGCGGUUGGAGCCGAAUGGGGAGACGAGGAUGUAUCGGCUUACGAUUCGGGCUACGGAUGAGGCUGUUCCGCCGAUUCUGAUGAAAGUGCUGGAGGAGAGGUUGGGGCAGCCGAUUCCGGUUUGA